AUGGAAUACGCAGGUCGUCCGGCCCAACGGCCACGCUGUCUACCCGCAAGAGACAACGAGAGCAACAUCGAUGAUGACGGGUCAAGCGAUCCGGACGGUCCGGACAGUUCGGAGUCGGAGUUUGGACUUAGCGGGACCGACCUACCGCUUCCAGCCUCCGAAAGGCCUCGCAGUCCGCCGCGCCCGCCGCCCCGACAACCCUCGCCGUUGGCGUUAGUUUGGCCGCCGCCUGGACUCGCUCCGCCGCGUCCGCCGCGGGCCGUGCGCGGAUUCGAAGACCCGGACCUCUUGCAGGCCGCCAACGCCCACCUGCGGUCCGCAGUGGGGGCCCAGCAAGCGGAUAUCUCCCGGGUGAUCAAGGAGCACGUGCGCAAGUUGAUGGCCAUAGUCGAUGUGGCCGACCCCGACGAAAUCUUCGGCACGAGCUCGGUGCCACAGCCUCCCGUCCCGUCGGAGGAGCUCUUUCGGCUUUCUCCUACAAAAGCUAACCCGUUCGUCGGGUCGCCCCGCAGUUCCCUGUCCGACGAGUCGCCUGGCGAGAGGGAGAGCGAGCUGGAUCGAGGGCCGCCCCCCGGUCCGUUGGCGGAUGGUGUGCAUGUCCCGCCGCCGCUGCCGAGCACGAUUUGGAACGGGACGUGGUUCCCGAGGGUGCGCGGCACCAUGGUCAUCCCGCGGAGCUGGCUUGAUUUGCUAGUGUCCGGGGCGAGGCCGCGACAGCUGAGGCAAGACUUCCCUCCCCUGAGAGCUCAAGGAGGGCGCGGACUGUCCGGUAGUAGCUCAUCCGAUCGGAAUCUGGCCUCCAACGCCGGCCCAAGCCUGCGGGGUCCGCCUCGUUCUCAUCUGCCUCACCCUCGUCGUCAUCCUCUUCUUAGGCUGUCUCGCCUUCCUCCCUGGCUGGCUAGUGUCACGCACACAGAAGCCCCAGCAACCACAUCCCCCCCCCAGCUCCGAGCCAGGCCCGUCCCAGAAACCCAGCCUGCCGAGAUCGUGGAGCGGGUGUCCAACGACGAGAUCAUGACCGGCGUAUUCACCAGCGAGGAAUGGGCCGACUACGCUGCACCAACGGAGGAGGCUGCCAAGCCCGGUCUGGCUACCCAGAACAAGUUCGCCAUGCUCGUGCAACCCCGAUGA
Messenger RNA from Thermothielavioides terrestris NRRL 8126, 1131 nucleotides. RefSeq lists its product as uncharacterized. The coding region runs from base 1 to 1131 and encodes 376 amino acids. The transcript has a single exon. The record is from RefSeq and is a predicted model, not a curated record. NCBI's taxonomy places the organism in Eukaryota, Fungi, Ascomycota, Sordariomycetes, Sordariales, Chaetomiaceae.